Loxodonta africana (African savanna elephant) is the source of this 3180-nucleotide messenger RNA. It is a transcript of the gene CDK5R1, whose product is annotated as cyclin dependent kinase 5 regulatory subunit 1. Lineage: Eukaryota; Metazoa; Chordata; Mammalia; Proboscidea; Elephantidae. Gene Ontology annotation, molecular function: cyclin-dependent protein serine/threonine kinase activator activity; protein kinase binding. Bases 47 to 970 code for a protein of 307 amino acids. Gene Ontology annotation, cellular component: growth cone; cytoplasm; protein kinase 5 complex. The transcript has a single exon. Gene Ontology annotation, biological process: brain development; axon guidance. The record is from RefSeq and is a predicted model, not a curated record.
CUGGGCGCGCAGGGGCCCGGGCCCCCGCCCGGCGCGCAACGGCACCAUGGGCACGGUGCUGUCCUUGUCCCCCAGCUACCGGAAGGCCACGCUGUUUGAGGAUGGCACGGCCACAGUGGGCCACUACACGGCCGUACAGAACAGCAAGAACGCCAAGGACAAGAACCUGAAGCGGCACUCCAUCAUCUCCGUGCUGCCGUGGAAGAGGAUCGUGGCCGUGUCGGCCAAAAAGAAGAACUCCAAGAAGGUGCAGCCCAACAGCAGCUACCAGAACAACAUCACGCACCUCAACAAUGAGAACCUGAAGAAGUCGCUGUCGUGCGCCAACCUGUCCACGUUCGCCCAUCCCCCGCCGGCCCAGCCACCUGCACCCCCUGCCAGCCAGCUCUCAGGCUCCCAGACCGGGGUCUCUUCCUCUGUCAAGAAGGCCCAGCAUCCUGCUGUCACCUCGGCAGGGACACCCAAACGGGUCAUCGUUCAGGCGUCCACCAGUGAGCUGCUGCGCUGCCUGGGCGAGUUUCUCUGCCGCCGGUGCUACCGCCUGAAGCACCUGUCCCCCACGGACCCUGUGCUUUGGCUGCGGAGCGUGGACCGCUCUCUGCUUCUGCAGGGCUGGCAGGACCAGGGCUUCAUCACGCCGGCCAACGUGGUCUUCCUCUACAUGCUCUGCAGGGAUGUUAUCUCCUCCGAGGUGGGCUCGGAUCACGAGCUCCAGGCCGUCUUGCUGACCUGCCUGUACCUCUCCUACUCCUACAUGGGCAACGAGAUCUCCUACCCGCUCAAGCCCUUCCUGGUGGAGAGCUGCAAGGAGGCCUUUUGGGACCGCUGCCUCUCGGUCAUCAACCUCAUGAGCUCCAAGAUGCUCCAGAUCAAUGCCGACCCGCACUACUUCACACAGGUGUUCUCUGACCUGAAGAAUGAGAGUGGCCAGGAGGACAAGAAAAGGCUUCUCCUGGGGCUUGAUCGAUGAGCCCUGUGGCCUGCAUCAUGGCUCAAGGAUUCAGUUCAUUUCUAAAAAUUUAUUAUUAAACAAAUCAGAGUUUUGUGUACAGUAUGUGUCUAGCAAAAGCCACCAAGGGCAUCACCCUUCCCACUUUUUCCCCCUGGGUUUUUUUUUCCAGCCCUGUCAAGAACUCUGGGCACUUCUGAACUCAUGAACCUUGUGCAAAACCCAGAAGAUGUAUUCGGAGCAGUUCAGCUCUUACUUUGGGGAACUCAAAGGACUGACCCAGCUCUGCCGCCUGUGCUCUCUUGGGAGCCAGGAUGGGCGAACCUACUCGCUGCCCCCUGGAUGGGGCCGGAGAGGGGCCUCCGGCCGGUGAGCCCAGGGAGGAAUUGGGGUUUCUGGUUGCAGGCCCUGUUCUGGCUCCUGUUUUGGGUUGUUCAUUCUCUGAGAGGCUGCUGGAGCCAGCCGGCCUGACUGAGCCAUGUGUGGGGUUGAGGCCAGAUUGCUGCUGCCCUGAAGCAGUAUCUUCCACGGAGAAGUCUAGUCUAGCGCAGAGAUUGUGCCCUGCGGUUUGACUGUGCAUGGCCCCUGGUUUGCUCUUUUUUCUUUUUUAGGGAGAAGGGCUUUCCUUUAGUGGAGAAAUGGAACUUGUCCUCUACCCCACCUCUCCACUGUUCCCAGCCAGGUUGAUAGUGCUGGCUGAUGAGCUGGUUUGACUCACUAAGUUCUUUCAUGUUGGGUCCCAGCUAAAGGGGUGGGGUAAAGCUGGGGACAGCUCCUUUCCUGGGUGAAUUACUCACUUGAAUAAUGCAGCUUAGUCACCGUAUGGUGAGCUCUGUCAGCCGCAGGUGCCCGCUGGCCAGGGCUUGCUUUCUGGGUAGGUGGGGGGUGCCCUUCUAGGGGCUAAGGCUACUUGCUGGCUGGUGCACAUGGCAUUGGUCCUGCAGAGCAGGGGGGGAGGAUUUCAGGGACCCCUGCCCCCACCCCUCUUAAUUUAAAGCUGUUUCCAAAUGGUUCAGUUUCUUCUGAAGAUAAAGCCUUGGCCCUGAAGGCCCAGUAAGAGUGCUGGAUCUUGGAGACAGUUGCAAGCUGGGAGUGUGACUCCUAGUUGCUUUUGAAGCCUGCUGAUCUGACCACUGAGCAUUGCAGCUGCUAGUUUUGGUUUCCAUCUUCCCCCACUGGCUAUAAAACGUGUGCUGUGUUACUCUAUUGAUUUUCUCUCUGGUUACCCCAGAUUGGUGGCUUAGGACUUGGGGGAGAGCCGAGAGAAGGGAGCCAGUCUUUCUCCAUGGCCUAGUGCUCCACCGUUGGGGAACAAAGACCCACAUGAAGACGCCACCACUGAGAAUUGGCUCUUCCAGCCCCACUCAUGGGGAGUGCUGGAGCAUGGCUUGGGGGCAGAGAGUUUUACAUAGGAUUAGGGUCUCGGUGGCUGCCGGUUUCAGCAUAAACACUACUGAAAUUCACAUAAAGGAAGAGAAAGCUGUGAAAUUGAGGUCCUGGCUGGAGAGGUCUGGGGCAGAAGGUGAUCCUGCCAGCCCGUGGUGUCCUCAGAGAUGGGGACAAGGGCCUUUGGGGCCGGCCGGCAAACAUCUGCCCCAGCUCCACCGUGAGGCCCACCUGAGCCAUUCCCAGGACUUCGAUAAUCCCAUGCAGAGCUGGAGGGAACCUGACGGGACUGCAGUAUGUCUCUUCUCUGCUGGAGUUGUCACAUAGCCUGUCUGUUCAGAUCCUGCUGCCAAGUGUGACUGAGGUGGGAGGCCUCUGGGGGCAGCUGGCCCCGGGCUGGCGUGGAUGGGGGAGGUUUGGGGGCCAAGUCUUCAGAGGAGGGGUGCACGCAGUAGUCGCACGUCCGGCUGGCUGGACCUGGCCUGAGCCUGUGUGGCUAAAGUGGCAUCCACAGGAUUCCAGUUUUGUGUCUAUCUCCUUCUCUCUCCCCGUAUUUAUUUUUUUUAUUUUUUGGAGGAGGUGCAAAUUGCAGGAGUGGUUAAGGACUACGGCAAACAACUCUCUAGUUCCGCCCUGUGGAGCCUGUCACGUCCUCUCCCUCCCCUUGCACUGGCGUCAGUAUUGUGUAAAGGAGCCACUCACCCACUUGAGUGUACAAGCAACGAGCCCACUGGACGUGCUGCUAUGAGACUACUUUUAGAACAACAAUAAAAGGAAAAAAAAAAAAGAAAAAACUAACCUACGAAAACUAAAGAACCUUCUUUAUUCUUUAAUUGUUGCUUUUA